AUGCAUCCUAGUGCAGUCGACGAGCUCUUUGAUCCUCUCCAGGAGAUCACGGAUGCUGAAAUCUACAACUUUAUCCCUAGAGGCCAUGUUUUCUUCUUCAAGCAUACCCAGACUUCAUGGCGAAUAUGGACAAUACAGGCUCAGAAAUUUCGAAUACAUGAAGAAGGUGAUGAUGAUCCUGUUCCUAAUGGAUAUUUUGUGGUGUUUCUCUUGGAGAAACUCCCUGGAAUAGACCUUGAACGGACAUUAUCUCAAUUCUCCCUUGAGAAGCGAAAUCGUGUGCGGAUAGCCUUUGCUAAAGCUCUUCGAGAGUUCUACAGCUUCAGGCUUUCCCACAAUGACCCUGCUCGACGUAACCUUAUCUGGGGUGAAGAAACCGAGAGAUGCUUCAUAGUAGAUCUGGAAGACGUUGAAGAAAGGGAUCAUCCAGUCUUCAGCACUUGGCGCUUUAACCCCUGGAGGGACUUUAGAUAUUGCGAGCUCUGUUUAGGAGAAUUGGAUCCAGAUGAAGCUAAUUAUGAUCCAAUGGUGCCAGGGCCGCAUGAAGAGAUUGAGGAUACUGAUGAGGCGCUUUAUGCUCUAGCGGCUCGCACGAAACAUAUAUCAGAGCAGGGUGAUAAUGUAGCGACCAAGGUAAAAUGA
Aspergillus pseudotamarii is the source of this 642-nucleotide messenger RNA. RefSeq lists its product as uncharacterized. Bases 1 to 642 code for a protein of 213 amino acids. NCBI's taxonomy places the organism in Eukaryota, Fungi, Ascomycota, Eurotiomycetes, Eurotiales, Aspergillaceae. The transcript has 4 exons. The record is from RefSeq and is a predicted model, not a curated record.